AUGUCACAACAACAAACUAAAAAGAAGAAGGAAAGUAAACAAGAAAAGAAGCAAGAACAAGAUCCUGUAACAACAGCAACAAUAACUCCAACAACAACAACAACAACAAAUAAUAAUAACACAACAACAACAACUUCAUCAUCUCCUAAACAAGGACCACAACAAGCAACUCCAAAACCUUCAUCAACACUUGUAAAUGUUUCAUCAAGCUUGAGAAAGAGAUAUAAAAUCUUGAAAAAUCUUCCUAAUUUUUCAGUUUCAUUUAGUGACAAGAUUGCAUUCACUGUUGGUGUUCUUCUUCUUGUUAGUACAACCUAUCUUUUUGGACAUUCUCCAAAAUAUUUACCUAUUUGGUACAUUUUGUGGAUGAUUCCUUUGAUGAUUUAUCGUUUCAUUGAUUUCCACUCUCAACAUGCUCACUAUUUUAUGAUUGAUUUCUGUUAUAUGGGAAAUUUGGCAUUAAUGUUCUUCUUAUUCUUCUUCCCAACUAGUCCUCAUUUGUUUGUUUUAACAUUUGCUAAUAAUUGUGGACCUAUCUUAUUGGCAAUUGUUUUUUGGAGAAAUUCACUUGUUUUCCAUGAUUUUGAUAAGUUAACUUCUGCAUUUAUUCAUACAUUCCCUCCACUUAUUUCAUUUGCAAUUAGAUGGUAUCCUGAACAAUUCCCUGAAUAUUCUGUCUGUAUUAGAGAAAAUUGUGAAGUUACAUGGUUUGAAGUAAUAGUUCCUCAUCUUCUCUUCUUCUUAUUCUGGCAAAUUUCAUAUUUUAUCAAAACUGAACAUAUUGAUAGAAAUAUCUUGAAGGAAAGAUCUCAUGUCAUUACAAGUUUCAGAUGGAUUACAGAAAUGGAUAAAAAAUCAAAGUCUUACAAGCUUGGACAAAAAUUCUCAGCAACCACCAGAUUAUUUGCUUUUAUGGCAUUCCAAUUAUUCUAUCAUAGUUUAACUGUUUUACCUGUAAUUUUCAUGUUUAGAUAUAUUUAUUUCCAUGCAUUCUGUCUUGUUGCUAUUUAUAUUGUUAUGGUUCACAAUGGUAGUACUUUUUACUUUGAAAAGUUUGUAAAGAUGGUAGCAGAACAGCAAAAACAAGCUACACAACAGAUGGCACACCCACCACAAACAAACCAAAAGCAAUAA
Messenger RNA from Naegleria gruberi, 1134 nucleotides. RefSeq lists its product as uncharacterized. The transcript has 7 exons. Bases 1 to 1134 code for a protein of 377 amino acids. Gene Ontology annotation, biological process: phosphatidylcholine biosynthetic process. The record is from RefSeq and is a predicted model, not a curated record. NCBI's taxonomy places the organism in Eukaryota, Heterolobosea, Eutetramitea, Acrasida, Naegleriidae.